CUUCAUCCACGGCGCAACAAACACAGCGCUGCACCCUUCAUUCCGAGCACGCAUCGCAGCAGGCGUACUUAUACCCGACGUCAUCCGCAUACCGGCGCUCCUCCCAAUUGACCUUUUCCGACCGCGCGAUCCGCCAGCAGCUGCCUCCGCCGCCGCCAUGUCGUUCCCCACCCUCCACGCCCGCGCAGAGGGCAAGCCGUUCGAGCACCGCUCCUGCCUCACCCCCACCACGGCGAAGAAGCUGCUCGACGCUGGCUACCCCGUGCUGGUCGAGCGCAGCCCCACAGACCCCAACUACUCGCGCAUCUUCAAGGAUGACGAGUUCGAGCAGGCCGGCGCGACGCUGGUCGACACAAACUCGUGGGAGACGGCGCCCGAGGACCGCAUCAUCAUCGGCCUCAAGGAGCUGCCCGAGGAAGACUCGCCGCUCAAGCACACCUUCGUGCACUUUGCACAUUGCUACAAGCAGCAGGGCGGCUGGGAGCAGGUCCUCGCCCGCUUUCCCCGCGGCGGCGGCACCCUGUACGACCUCGAGUUCCUCCAGGACUCGACCGGCCGAAGAGUCGCCGCCUUUGGCUACCACGCGGGCUUCGUGGGCGCUGCGCUAGCCAUCAAGACGUGGUCAUGGCAGCUCACCCACCCCAACGGCGAGCCCCUCCCCGGCAUCGAGACCUUUACUGACGGCCGCGGCUACUACAACAACGAGACCGAGCUCAUCACCCAGCUCAAAGAGGAUGUCGCCGCAGGGGAGAAGGUCGCCGGUCGCAAGCCCUCGUCGCUGGUGCUGGGCGCCCUCGGCCGCUGCGGCAGCGGCGCCGUCGACCUACUCGAGAAGGUCGGCUGCCCCGAGAUCAAGAAGUGGGAUCUUCCCGAGACCAAGGACCGCGACGGGCCGUACCCUGAGAUCAUCGAGAGCGACCUCUUCGUCAAUUGCAUCUACCUCUCCAAGCCCAUCCCGCCUUUCGUCAACCUCGAGUCGCUCAAGUCGCCCAGCCGCAAGCUGAGCGUCGUGUGCGACGUCAGCUGCGACACCACCAACCCGCACAACCCCAUCCCCAUCUACAACAUCAACACCACCUUCGACAAGCCGACCGUCGAGGUCCCCGUCGAGGGCAACGGACCUAGGUUGUCUGUCAUCUCGAUUGACCACCUUCCGUCUGCGCUGCCGCGAGAGUCGUCCGAGGCUUUCAGCGAUGCGCUGCUUCCCAGCUUGCUGGCGCUCAAGGACAGGGCGACGGCGCCCGUAUGGCAGGGCGCAGAGAAGCUGUUCAACGAGAAGGCUGCGACGCUGCCCGGCGGCGUCCCCAAGAAGGAGGUGUAGAUUUGAUGAACCACGCAUGAUACCAAAUAAACUCCCUAAGAAUCGGCAUAGACAAAAGCCAGGCUUCAAAAAUGUACUGGUAGCUGGAAUGAAAAACCUCACACUCAGGUUUUCUACAUAUAACUAGAACUUGGAAUGGACGUGAAUCCC
Paraphaeosphaeria sporulosa is the source of this 1471-nucleotide messenger RNA. RefSeq names its product Formate/glycerate dehydrogenase catalytic domain-like protein. The coding region runs from base 158 to 1321 and encodes 387 amino acids. Lineage: Eukaryota; Fungi; Ascomycota; Dothideomycetes; Pleosporales; Didymosphaeriaceae. Gene Ontology annotation, cellular component: cytoplasm. The record is from RefSeq and is a predicted model, not a curated record. The transcript is spliced from 2 exons. Gene Ontology annotation, molecular function: saccharopine dehydrogenase (NAD+, L-lysine-forming) activity.